AAAAAAAUGACAAUUAAUGAAAAUAAAAUAAGUUACGAAAAUAAUAAUUGUAUAAAUAAAGAUAAUUUGGCAAAUAAAGAGGAAAUAAUAAAAGAUAUAAAUAAAAAUGAUAUUAGUAGCAGUAGUAAUAUUAUUAAUAAUAAUAGUGAUCAUAACUCAAAAGAAACAUAUUUCCAUAUAGCCGAUGAAACAGAUGACUCUUCAAAUGAAUGUUCAUCCUCCACAUCUUAUAGCGAUUCAUGUUCCAGUUAUACUAGUGAUGAUUCAUAUUCAAAUUACGACGAUGAAUCUUCUUCCAGCGAUUAUAAUAUAAAUGAAAUGUGUGUCUUUGAAAAUAUAAAAGAAACUUUAAAUAAAAUAAAAAUAUCAGCUAUACAAAAUAACAAUAUAAUUAAUUCAGAAUCUUUAUCUAAAUUAUGUGAAAUAGAUAUUCAACUUAAAGAAAUUUCUUGCGAAGUGAAAGAUUUAAUUUUAUUAUUUAACAAUCACUUAAACAAUAAAUAAAAAGUAAAAUCAUAUAAUUAAUGUAUCAUUUUUUAAAUAUU
Dictyostelium purpureum is the source of this 545-nucleotide messenger RNA. RefSeq lists its product as uncharacterized. The record is from RefSeq and is a predicted model, not a curated record. Lineage: Eukaryota; Evosea; Eumycetozoa; Dictyosteliales; Dictyosteliaceae. Bases 7 to 504 code for a protein of 165 amino acids. The transcript has a single exon.